AAAGCCGACAAAGCUGUCACAGUGACGGCUAUUGUUACCAGCGCAAGAUGGUGGUGACGUUAAAGGCGAUCAUGGCCUUCACCGGUGAGGAGCUCCCUCUACUUGAGAUGUCCGGAGCCGAUUCCCUGCGUAGCCUGCGAUUCAAAGUGGCAGAGGCCUGUGGUGUUGCACCACACUUGGUGAAUCUUCUGCAUGACUCGGGCCCAUUGAAGGAGCAAGGGAUUGUUGGAGAAGAAUUGGAAGAUGGUGGUGUUGUGCAGGUGGCUUUGAUUGCGCCUGGCAAAGAAGUUAUUACUGCCAGUCAGGAUGGAAGUGCACGAGUUUGGAAUGCUGACACCGGCCAGUGUCUUUUCCACUUGAAUCCUUCAGGCAGCUCCGGUGCGGUGCAUGCUGUGCUUUUGUCGCGCUGUGGAAAUCGGGCUAUCACAGGAAGUGCUGAUGGGACGAUUCGAAGUUGGUGCUUGGAGGAUGGAAGCUGUCAGCUCUUGGAAGGGCAUUCCAGGGCCAUUGCGCAGAUGCGCCUGUCGCCCGACGGUACAAAGUUGCUGUCGGCCUCCGAUGACUCCACGGUGAGGUGUUGGCGCUUACAGGACGGAUCCUGCUUGCUGGCAUUGGAACACCCGGAUGCCUUCGAACGUGGCGUCCGUUCAGUAGCAUUUGGCCCGGAUGGAAGGUGCUUUGUGGCAGCUGGAGCCAAUGGCGUUCUGGUGCAAUACAGCACAGAGUGGACCAAACAGCAAUGCAAAGUGCGUGUCUUUACAUGUUUUUGCCUAGUUUAGGACAAUCUCUCGAACAUUCCUAACUUACGGCCUUGGGUUCCAAGGACUGGUGCAGUGCUGGCAACCUUCCACGGGCACUCAGCGGGGGUGCACACGGUAGCCUUUGCUCCUGAGGGAAGGCGGAUCCUCUCUGCCUCGGACGACCGCACGGCGCGGUUGUGG
Messenger RNA from Durusdinium trenchii, 941 nucleotides. The record is from the annotation of a GenBank genome assembly. Lineage: Eukaryota; Dinophyceae; Suessiales; Symbiodiniaceae.